AUGAUCCUGGGUGGUGAUUUUAACCUGACUGCUCACCCAGCCCUAGACAGAAGUAAAAUAUCACCCUCUUCAAAAUCGUUCUCUAAAACAAUUAAUAGACAUAUUAACAAAAAUCAACUAAUAGACUCCUGGAGGGCCCACAACGUAGGAAUCAAAGCCUUUACACACUACUCUCACCCACAUGACUGUUACGCUAGGUUGGACUAUAUCUUUUGUACCCCUGUCCUGUUGGCCAACUCAUCCCAAGCUCAUAUACAUCCAUGCCCAUGGUCAGACCACAACAUCAUAUCUUUCGAUACAUCCCACAUAGGCCUUUCCCCUUCAACAUUUAAUUGGCGACUUAACGAUGCCCUUCUUGCAGACUCAGUAAAUAAAGACUCCAUUGCUACUCAUAUCAACAAUUAUUUUGAAGAUAACAUCAACGAAGACACUCCUCCUACCACAAUCUGGGUAGCACAUAAGGCGGUCCUGAGAGGUCAUAUCAUUCAAAUAGCAGCAAACAAAAAUAGAGAAAGACUGAUCAAUAUCAAAAGCCUGACAAAUGAUUUAAAUCAAUUAUACAACAAACUCCAACAUUCAACUUCACAGGAAAUAACACAACAGAUCCAAUCCAAACGUAGGGAUCUGGAUCUUAUUCUGUCAGCCAACACAGAAAGGUCUUUAAGGUUCUCAAGGGCCAAAUUUUUAAUACACAGUAACUCCCCUUCGGCAAUGUUCGCCAGGAAGCUGAACCAAGACAUCAAUCCCACUCACAUUUACAAACUUCGGGACACUCAGGGUAAUCUAGUCACACACCCACGAGGAGUUCUUGAUAUUUUCACAGACUUUUACAAAAAACUACUGUCUGACCCAGGUACAAACUCAGAUACAUUGGCUAACUCCUGGUUAGAUAAUCUACAACUCCCAUCUUUAGACCUUCACCAGACUGAAUCCCUAAAUAGACCCUGUACCAUAGAGGAAAUCUCCCAGGUAAUUAAAUCCCUCAAAGUAUCCACGGCCCCGGGCCCGGAUGGAUUUACAACAUCCUACUAUAAAAAAUUUGCCCCCCUAUUAGCCCCUAAUCUUAUGAAACUUUUCAACCAUGUCCUGGAGGGUAAUCAAUUCCCAGAGGAGAUGCUUUUAGCAAACCUCUCCUUGAUUCCUAAACCAGAUAAGGAUCACACUCUUCCUCAAAAUUUUCGACCCAUAUCAGUAUUAAAUAAUGAUCUUAAAAUAUUCGGUAGAAUCCUCGCAGACAGAUUGGCCACAGUCAUUUCCCCAUUAAUCCACCACGACCAAUCAGGCUUUAUUCCAGGAAGACAGAUAGUGGACAACAUAAGAUUGGUGACAAAUAUUAUCCAAGACGCUAACCUGAACUCCAAACAGGCCUGCCUUUUGAGUUUGGACAUACACAAGGCCUUUGAUAGCAGCUCCGCGGAGAAAGAUGUAACCCUGAAUAUCCUCAGCGUAUUAAGUGAAUUGCUGUCUGCUGGAACACAUCGCCGGAUUCACUACAUGAUCUCCAAGGGAGGAAGCGAGGCCUUACUUCAAACCCUGGUAAACCUAGCAAGAUCAGAAUCCAUUGACUACAGCCUCCUUUUACCCCUUCUCCGCUUGAUGGUCAAGGUAGGCCAGAGAGAUGGACGUUUUGGAGAAAAGGCCCAGAAAUUGGAAGCUAUUGAUGUAACCCUGAGUCUGAUAAGAAAAAAUCUGUCCAAGUCUUCUCACCUGACUCCAUGUCUCUGCACUGUGCAAGUAUAUGCUUCUAAUGUCCCUGUCGGAGAGAUGCUGGGUAUAAAUGGUGCCUUGGAGUUACUUUUUAAAAUUAUUUCCCCUUUUACCAGAAAAAAUACGCAAACCAUCAAGGCAGCCAUCGGAGCACUAGCAGCUCUACUGAAAUCAAAGUCCAAUGUCAGAAGAGCGGUGAACAGAGGCUAUGUUUGUGGCUUGCUGAAUUUCUACCAAGAUUGGCACAUCAGUGAUUCUUCCAAUGCCUACAUCCAAAUCCGAAGAGGCCUACUGCGCUGCCUUAAACAUAUGACCAAUGUGCGAUCGGGAAGAGAAGCCUUCAUACAAGCCCGCGGAAUGGAGAUACUCUACAAUACGACACAAGAAUGUUUGCGUUGGAAAAACCUGGACUCUGUGGUCAGCGCAGCAAUACAGGUUUUAAGAAAGUGCUGUCCGAAGUGCACGCUGCCGCUCUGCAGUACUAAUAGCUCCUAUACCUAUCCCGUGCCUGGAGCAAGCCAGCCAAUCACCGCAGCAAAAGAAUUCUCCCAAGAAGAUGAGUCAGAAGAUGAAGAUGAGAGCGAUACGGAUUUAAAUGUCAUGAAUGAUGAGAAUAAAGAAGAAGAUGAUGACUUGGAAACAGACUUGAAAAAAUUAAGGUCAAAACCUAAGCCUGAUCGACCAGAAAAAGAAUUUGAGCAAUAUAAAGCAUUUUUUUCAGAGCUUUUUCUAUUCAAGGACAAGGACUCCGAAAUGGAAAAAGUCGCAAGUGACAAAGGCAUAAUAUCCAGCGAAUGCGCACAAGACAUUCCACCCACUGAGGGAAUUAUGAAGGAUUGUCACGGAAGGGUUAAGCAAAGAACAUCUGAAGAUACAUUUUCACAGGUGACUCAUUUGCCACAAAGAAAGCAAAGUCCCAGCCAAAGAUCUAACCUGGAGGAGAGAAAUCUAAGCAAGCAAGUGGAAAUAGUGGAGCAUCACCAGCUAAAAAAACAACCAGCUUCCUGCUCAAGUAUGACUUGUGGAGGACCAAGCAAAUGUGUCAGAUCCUGCAAACCUAAACUGAGUGAUGAUGUUAAUGAGUCUGAAAGUCAUAUGGUGGUAAAACAACUUUUGGAACAACACAAAGGCAACAUACCUUUUCAUGACCCUCAUGUUUACAUGACUGUUGCCGGGAAAACAAAAUCGGUUCCUAAUUACAGCGUUUUGGCUUUCCCAGACUUCUGGGGCCACUCUUCUCCGGUGUUCACCCAAAAACUUGAAGAUAAGAAGUUUGGAUCACAGAGGAAUAAAAUCUUUGAAGAUAUCCAGCGACAUUUGAACACUGAUGGACUCCUUAACCGAGUUGUGUUUGACUUGGACAACCCAAGCAUUGCAGAAGGUUGUGAAGAGAUGAACUGUUUGAAGUUCUUUUCCAAAUUUGAAUCUGGGAAUCUAAGAAAAGCUAUACAAGUGCGUGAGUUUGAAUAUGACCUGAUUAUGAAUGCAGAUGUCAACACUAAUGAACAUCAUCAGUGGUUCUACUUUGAAGUCAGUGCAAUGAAAGCUAAUGUCCCAUACCGCUUCAAUGUCAUAAACUGUGAAAAAUCUAACAGCGAGUUUAACUAUGGUAUGCAGCCAGUUAUGUACUCUGUGAAAGACGCUCUCAGUGGAAAGUCUUAUUGGUUGAGAACUGGCUCAGACAUUUCUUAUUACAAAAAUGCGUUUUGUUAUCGGACAUGUGAGGCUAAGAAAAGAACAAGAUACUUUACUUUAACAUUCACAGUGAAGUUUCCCCACUUUGAUGAUGUCUGCUACUUGGCUUAUCAUUACCCCUACACCUACUCAGCACUUAUGUCUCACCUACAACUUUUGGAACACAGAUAUGAUCCUCAAAGAGUAUACUUCAAGCAACAAACCCUGUGUGACACGUUGGGGGGGAACCCUUGCCCCAUUGUCACCAUCACUGCCAUGCCCAAGUCGAGGUCUAAGAACCACAAGGAGGAGUUUUGCAGUCGUCAUUAUGUGGUUCUCACUGCCCGGGUACAUCCAGGAGAGAGCAAUGCCAGUUGGGUAAUGAAGGGAACACUUGAGUUUCUUAUUAGUGAUGACCCUAUUGCUGAGAUUCUGAGGGAAAUGUUCAUUUUUAAGAUCAUCCCCAUGCUUAACCCAGAUGGAGUCAUCAAUGGCAAUCACAGGUGCUCCCUAAAUGGUGAAGAUUUAAACAGACAAUGGCUCUCCCCAAAGUGCAAUCUACAGCCUACUAUUUAUCAUGUGAAGGGAUUGCUGUACUAUCUAAGCAGCAGUGGUAGAACGCCAAUGGUUUUCUGUGAUUAUCAUGGCCAUUCUCAAAGAAAGAAUGUGUUUUUCUAUGGAUGCAGCAUAAAGGAGACCUUGUGGCAAGCAGGAUGUGUGGUGGAUUCUUCUGUUCUUUUGGAGGAUGUUGGAUACAGGACUUUACCUAAAAUCCUGGAUAAGAUUGCUCCUCCAUUCUCAAUGGCCCACAGCAGCUUUUUAGUGGAAAAGGCGCGAGAGUCUACAGCCCGUGUUGUGGUAUGGCGAGAGAUGGGUGUUUUAAGAAGCUACACAAUGGAGAGUACCUACUGUGGAUUCAAUCAAGGGCCUUACAAGGGCUUACAGGUUGGAACUAAGGAGCUUGAAGAAAUGGGAGUGAAAUUCUGUCUGGGACUCCUGAUACUUCAAUCUAAAACACUUUACAACAGUUCAGCCAGGCUUCCUCAGAUAGAGGCUUUACUAGAGGCAGAAAACGAGAGCUUUGACAGCCCACGGACCAGCAGCGCUGAAACCGACGAUGAACCGCCAUGCGAAGAAGAGAUUGAUUACAAUACGGAUAGCUGUUCAGAGGAGGAAAUCUCAGAGUUGGACACUCUCAAUGCUGAAGACAGUCUGAACGAAGAAAAGAACGGUGCAGGGAAAGAGACGAGUUCAGAAGAGCUGAGCAAAGAAGAUGUGUUGCCCACAAAGUUGAAUUGUUCCACCAGGAAAACUCUCCCAAUUGCACCCAAACAAUAUGGCUGCUAACCGGAGGUUGCCUGCCCUCUCGGUGAGCAGAACUGUGAGAACUCCAGCAAAACACAAAUGGCACAUCGUUAUCUUUAUUAACAUAGACGUAGAUGUAAAUAAGUGUCCUGAUGUUACUCAAUAUUGGGCUUAUGUACUAAGUCAACUCACCCUUUUAUGUCA
This is a messenger RNA of Rana temporaria (common frog), 4890 nucleotides long. RefSeq names its product AGBL carboxypeptidase 1 (gene AGBL1). The record is from RefSeq and is a predicted model, not a curated record. The transcript is spliced from 23 exons. Lineage: Eukaryota; Metazoa; Chordata; Amphibia; Anura; Ranidae. Gene Ontology annotation, biological process: proteolysis; protein side chain deglutamylation; C-terminal protein deglutamylation. The coding region runs from base 1 to 4728 and encodes 1575 amino acids. Gene Ontology annotation, molecular function: zinc ion binding; metallocarboxypeptidase activity.